Molecule: messenger RNA, 2598 nt
Organism: Mucor velutinosus
Lineage: Eukaryota; Fungi; Mucoromycota; Mucoromycetes; Mucorales; Mucoraceae
Product: Endoplasmic reticulum transmembrane protein 3
Exons: 2
Coding region: 1-2598 (865 amino acids)
Cellular component (GO): fungal-type vacuole membrane
Source: RefSeq, a predicted model, not a curated record
AUGUCGUAUAACUCAAUAGGCGAAGGUUCGUCUUCUUCGAAUCAACUGUUGAACAAUAGAAAAGGAAAGGAAAAGUAUUCGCCUACCAAUCAAGAAGAGCCGUUUUACGCUGAUAGCGAACAGCAACAACAGAAACCGCUGCUCACACCAUCCGCUUCUUCAGACUAUGGUGCCAUCAUACCCGCUACAACAUCACCCUCUGCUUCUCAGCACAACCCCAAUACACCAGCAUCCUCCAUACGCCUUCGCCAAUCACAAAAGACUUGUACAUAUAUCGCCAUCUCCAUCACUGCUUGCAGUGUCAUUAUUUUGUUCUGCUUACUGUGGUUUGCUCCAACAUUUGCAGAACGUUCAGUCAAAGACGGGGUCGGGUUCAGCUUCCAAAAGGCAUCUAUUCUCAAUGUGACAGAGGACAAUAUCAUUACCAUGCAUGUUAUCGGUAAAAUCGAACUGAAGCCAGACCUAUUCAAUCUGCAGAAAAAGUUCAAUGCCCUGUUUGGCACCAUUGGCAUCCAACAAAGCGCCCUACAAGUACACUAUCAGCCCCAGCAGUUUUUAGCCCUGUCCUCCAUGUCGAUGGGCACCAUUGAUCUGCCAGCGUUGGAUCUCAACAGUGUCUCCUCAGUGACGAAUUUCGACUUUAUCACCCGAUUCAUGAUUGAUGACACAGAUGCAUUGAUGGAUUUCUGUAAAGACGCAGUGGUUGCUAAAACCAUCAUGUGGCGUGUUGCUGGUCCAUUGUCCGUAACAUUAGGUUGGCUGCCCUGGGACUCCAAUGUGGAUCUGGACAAGACGAUUGAAUUAGAGGGCAUGGACGGGUUGAAAAAAACGGAUUUGCAGUCGCUGGUGUUUCCUGGUCCUCAUCCUUUAGGUGGUGUAUCUGUGAUUGGCACAGUAGGCAUCUACAAUCCAUCCAGCGUACUGAGUCUGUCAUUAGGCGAUAUGGAUUUUGGCAUCUUCUUGCCUGCUGCUUCACCGGAGGACGAGGACGCGCAAAUGGCGGUUGUGCAAGCAGUGGACGCCGAUCUCCAAGGCCACCGCAUGAAUUACUUUAAUGUCACAGGCCGCACACUGCCUAUUUCCAAAGACGAGAAAUCGCAAGCAUUAAUGGAGUCUUUUUUGACUGGCUAUCUUCACGGCAAUACCAGCUGGGUGCAUGUGCGAGGUAGCUCAUUUGGUCCUGACGAUCAACCACACAAGAAACAUGUCAGCACAACGCCACGCUGGUUGCGCAAGGCAUUAGAAUCUGUCGUUUUGAGUGUUCCGUUUCCUGGUGCCACCGAGACUGAUCUGAUACAAUCCCUCGAAUUGUCACACAUUAAAAUCGACUUUUCAAGCACAGGCAAUCCGUUGAUUUCAGGGGACGCAAUCGCACUGCUCAAGAAGCCACAAGAGAUGCAAUUUCAUAUGGAUGUGACAGAAAUCGAUCCCACCGUGUAUCUGUACCUGAACGUGGAUUCCACAGACCCUUUUGCGCUUGUCAAACCUAAUCGACCCUGCCCCGCAAGCACGGAAGAAGGAAACGGCAUUGAUCUGCCAUUGGGCACCAUGAAGGUGACAUCAAGACUGUAUCGCGCUCCAUUCAAAGUGUUGCCAGGAGGACAAAAGGAUUUCGAGGAAUUUUUGAAUAGAGUAUUUCAUGAGAAAAAGGGAAAGGUGUAUAUUCAUGGUACCUCAAACGCAGCAGUAGAUAGCGCCUUUGGACAUUUGAAUAUCCGUGAUCUCGAGUUCAACGGCGAAAUUGAGACACAAGGACUGCAGGGCAUGCAACAUCCACCGCCUCAAGUAACGGAUAUGACAAUUGUGCAAGGCCACCCAGAUGCGCUGCAUGCGAGCACGGUGAUUCGCAUCUACAGCCCUGCUGAUGUCCACAUCAACUUGGGUGAACUGAAUAUGCUACUACUCUUUAACGACCAUGUGAUUGGUAACACAACCAUACCAGAACUCGCCCUAGCACCCGGUGUAUUUAACGAGCUAACCGUAAGCGCAUGGCUGCUCGGCGAUAAUAGGCAUGUCAUUGAUUUCAUAGGGCAAUUCAUUUCAAAUGGCAUAACUGCUGCUAGUAAUGUCACUCUCACUAUUUCAGGAAACCACCCUAAUCCAACCAGGUCAAAAUUCCUAGAAAACUUUUUACGAAGCCUAUCAUUUGACGUGCAGCCACCUCCAUUCGACAAGGAGCCACUGUUAGCAGAUUGUCAAAUGAACAUUCUGUCAUCCACCGUCGUCAUGAGCAUGCGAAAUCCGUUUCCAGGCAUAGAGAUGACUAUCAACAAGAUCAACGCAUCUGCAACCUACGAGAUUUACGAAAUUGGUAGAAUGGUGGCUGAUUUUGAGGACAAGGGAGAGGGAUGGAAAGGGCCUAUGGUGCUGCCACCGCCCAAGUGCGAUGUAGAAGAUUGCCAAGGCAUUGUUGUAGAGUCAGAAAAGAUACCCGUCAUGACCAAGAAACUAGGAUUUGAAGCCAUCAAGAAGGCCCUAGGAGGUUCAAUUGAAGUGUCGGUGGAUAGCCAAGUUGCUGUGAUGAUUGAUCAGUUUGAAUUGAGGAAUUUGGAGUAUCGACAGAGCAAUAUUACUGCUAAAGUAAGAAAAGGAUUCUAA